AUGGCUGAGCCCCCACAGAAACGACCCGUCAAGUUCGUCGCCUCGGACCAAGAUGGCAUGCCUGUGAAACGGCGUCAGGUGCAGCAAGCCUGCGAACCAUGUCGGAAAAGAAAGAAACGCUGCUCUCACGUACCAGACACCCCGGGCCCGCGCUUCUUCGCCGACGCGUCCCACCAGAAAAGCAUCUAUGCCCACCUCAGGCCCGACCCGCAGCAGCCCGAGGGCUCGGGGGGCUCGUCAAACCGCCCGGGGACCCUCCCCAACUCCCCCGAGUCGCCAGAGCAGAACAACUCGAACUCGGGGGCGUCCUCGGCCCGCGAGGUCGCCUCCCAGCUCAUCGAGCUGUCGGCCUCCCGGUUCGUCGGGGACCUGAGCCCGGAGAGCAUCUUCAUCGAGGCCGCGAGCAAGAUCGCCAGGGACCCGUCCCGCCGCAACCCGUCUGACAUCGGCACGUGGCUGCCGGCACGGCGGUCGGACGACGAACAGAGAGAUGCUGCCAGGCGGGAGCAGUCGGCGGCCUCGAUGCAGGGCCACGAGCCCGCGGGCUCGAAUCGUGCUGCCGACGAUGGCCCGAUGUCUCUUCGCACCCUGUCGGGGAGGGUGGCUUCGACUGGCAACCCGGAGCACCAGGUCGAUGGCCCGCAAUCCAGCGAUGUAGCCGAAAUCCCGAAGCCACCGAAUGGUCCAACCGUGUACCCGCCUGACGAGGAUUACGAACACAUCUGUGCAAUUUAUCUGGGCCGAUUCCAGCUUAUGUGGCCUAUAAUCAAGGUGGCCGACGUUAUCUCUAUCGCAACAUGCGUCGAGCCAUCUGCAUCAAAAUACCUGCGGCUCGAGCCCGGCGGUCCAGUCCUCCCAUUUCCAGAAUAUCAAAGGCCACUUGCCAGGUCCGCACUCUCGUUCUUGGACGAACAGGUCCUUGCCGACAGAACAGACCACAUCCGAGCCCUCUUCCUCCUGUUCUUUUACCAGCCGGCGCGUGCGUCAGAGCUUGACAUGCCCUCGCUCAUCUUCAGCCAGGCCAUGCACUACGCCGUCAGCAUCGGCAUCCACCUGGUGGGGUCCGGCGCCCAAGACGAGCGAAGCAAGGAGGCAGAGACCCUGUACUGCGCCCUCUGGGCCCUUGACAGGAUGAACGCGGCCUUCCACGGCCGGCCGUGCCUGCUGCAUGACCGAGACACGGACCGUGACCUGGACGAGUGCAUUGCCGCCCAGGAACAACCGGGGUUCAGGCUGCUUUUGAGUGUUUGCGUUAUGCUGGACAAGGUCAUCUGCCUGUAUCGGCCUCGCAGCAAGGGCGACGAGACGGUCGUGCUGCCAGUCUUCGAAAGCAUGAUCAUGGAUGCCGGGGCAGAUAAAGCCGCGCCAUGGAUUCACUCCAGCGUAGAAAUAUUCUACCACGCAAUUUCCGUCCUCUCAUGCCGACAACCAUCCAGCGCCUUCGCCCCGUCAGCCCCAGACCAAGCCCACCUACCACACCCAAACAUCAACGCUCGCCGCUCACUGUCCGCAGACCGCAUAGUCGACGCGGUGUCCUUCGCCCUGUCCUUCCCAACAUCACCAGACCGGAUCACAGUCGUGCCGUUCGUGCCAUACGCCCUCGCCCUCUCGCUCUCAGUCUCCUAUCGCAAGAUGCGCUACUCCAAGAUCCCGCUGUACCGGCUCCGGGGCAAGACCAGGUUCAAGGAGGUCGUGGCCCUGCUCCGGAAGCUGGGCGAUAGCUUCACGUGCGCCCGCGUCAACGCCGGGCUGGGCGAGGCCAUCCUGCAGGAGAUGGACAAGACGGCCAAGGGGCUCGUCAGCUCGGGUGCCGCGGCGGCAGCAGCAGCCGCGAACGCCACCGCCACCACCACCACGACGCCCAGCACCCCGACAGACGCGCAGAGGCCAGUGAGCAGCCGCAGGGCGCUGCCGGCCGAGGUGACGCUCGGCAGCAGGAGGAACGUCUACGUCAGGGAGGCCGACCGGCAGCAGGCAGGGAGCAGCGUCGCCGCCACGCCGAGGCCGAUCACGGCGGGCCAGAGCCCAUUGCAGCAGCUCCCCACCCCGAACCUGCAGCAGGGCGGCCCGGGGAGGCCUUCUCCCGCGCGCCGCUGGCCGCGACCCGGUCCGGGCGCUGUGGUGGCUCAGCAGCAGCAGCCGGGUACGUCGCAAGCCCUGCCUGCUACGGCCCUGGGCGACAUGCUGGAUGUCGACAUAUUUGGGCACUUUGAUCCUGGCUUCGACCUGAACACGGUCGAUGCGGCGCUGUCGGCGAAUCUGGACAUGGGGUUCCCUCAGAUGUGGACUACGCCGUGGCCUAAUUGGCCAAGCUGA
Molecule: messenger RNA, 2316 nt
Organism: Diaporthe citri
Lineage: Eukaryota; Fungi; Ascomycota; Sordariomycetes; Diaporthales; Diaporthaceae
Exons: 5
Coding region: 1-2316 (771 amino acids)
Biological process (GO): DNA-templated transcription; regulation of DNA-templated transcription
Molecular function (GO): DNA binding; zinc ion binding; DNA-binding transcription factor activity, RNA polymerase II-specific
Source: RefSeq, a predicted model, not a curated record